Messenger RNA from Rhipicephalus sanguineus (brown dog tick), 4735 nucleotides. RefSeq names its product zinc finger CCCH domain-containing protein 13-like. Lineage: Eukaryota; Metazoa; Arthropoda; Arachnida; Ixodida; Ixodidae. Gene Ontology annotation, molecular function: metal ion binding. The record is from RefSeq and is a predicted model, not a curated record. Gene Ontology annotation, cellular component: RNA N6-methyladenosine methyltransferase complex. The transcript has 24 exons. Bases 139 to 4506 code for a protein of 1455 amino acids.
GCUUUCGUGUUAUUUACGUGGAACAGAACACCUAACCAACUCCACCUGUCUGUAUUAUUCAACAUUUCUGUGUGACAUAAUCCUUCGCCUCGAAGGGACAACGCCAUGUGAUGAACUCAGCGGCUGCGACGACCGAAGAUGUCAAGUAAAGUUCAACGCAAGGUAACAGUGGAGAAUGUAAAGGAAAGCGGCGACGGCCCCAGAAGACCGAGUGUUUUUGAACGACUAGGGCCCGGUGCUGUGACUAAUCAAGAGAGGCGCAGUCGUGACGAUCCAGGGGAGCAGUGCAGGAACUGGAUGCGCAGUGGGGCCUGCUCCUUUGGGUCCAAGUGCCGAUACCAGCAUGAGGCAUAUCCACCAUCUUCAUCAUCCUCCUCAUCCUCCAGGCUGCCAAAGUCUGAGAGGGACUCUUCUCAGAAAGAUCUAAGGCAUAAAGUGCGCCACAAACAAGAUUUCAAGGAAUCGGACAGCCGGUCACCAUCCCCAAAGAGGAGAAAGGUAUCUACUAGCAGUGGCGCUGGCGGCGGCAGUGUCACUGUCACCACAGCAGUAGUGGUGGGAAGCAGUACUGGAGGUGGCAGCAGCCGCAGCCGGCGCACAGAUGCCGAAAGCAAGAUCAAGUCGCAAGUGGUGGUGACUCGACCACGGAGCCCAUUGUCGGGCGAGGAUGAAACCUCAGAUGGACUUCUGGACUGCGAGGAGGACAACCUAGAGCUGAAGCGGCAGCAGCUGCAGCGGGAGCUGGACCUGCUUCAGAAGGACAACCAUCCAUCAAGCAGUGGCAGUGCUGGCAGCAAAGGAGGUGCUGGAAGUGGUGGCACAACCACCGCCACUGCAGCAUUGCCGCCUCCUCCAAGUCAAACACCGGGUACCACCAAGAGUGCACACUCGGCGCAACCCACACAGCAGGGCCAGCCAAGCGGCAGCAGUGAAUCAUCGAGCGAGUCGGACGAUUCAUCGUCGUCGGACUCUUCGAGUUCCAGUUCCGAUGAUGAAGACGCGACGAUGACAUCGGCCGGUCGGGCAGUGGAGUGCUCGCACUGCCACCGCCAGUCACAGAAGGCCACGACACACCGAGGCCAUCGGGGGAAUGCGGAAGAGCGCGGUGCCACUGCACACCGCUCCGUCGAUGGCAAAGAGCAGUCCAACAAAGGGCCACCUCCACCAUACCCACCUGGAAAACCGCGAAAGAAAAAGAAGUCUGGCAAGAGGCGCAGGGACCGAGAGAAGCAGCUGAGAGCUGAGCGUGCCCGUGUUGCCCAGUCGCAUGGUGCUGCACCAUUUCCGGAGAGCCCGUCGCCAGAACGGCCGCUGUCGCCUCCGUCGUCACGCCACCGUGGGAACCGCGAAGGAGGCGUGCGUGGUGCGCCACCCUCAUCACGCAGUGGGCGUUAUGGGCCGCCUUCCUCUGGCCGCUCCCCUCCUCCUCCACGUGAUGCUACAGCUGUUGCCCCUGGACACAGGAGCACUGGCCCUCCCUCCAAACGACCUCGCCGAGAGUCGCCACCGCCACCCCCUUCUUCCAACCCCCCUCAAGGAGACAGUUCUGUUCCUCCGCCCCCACCAGCUGCUCCGCCAUCCCAGCUGUCGUCGAGAGAUUCUCGAAAGAAAGACAGCGACCGUCAUGGGCGCCCAGAAGACUAUGGUGGGAGAAGUGACCCUAAAGGCUACGACGGGCGUUAUGAUGCUGAUGCGUCGCGAAGUGGACGCAAACGAGGAGAACCUGGUCAUGCAGACCAGCCACCGCCACCACCUCACAGAGGUAGCCGGCAUGAUCCACUGCCUCCUGAAGAGGGUGACAUGCUUGAGCCAGGUGAGGUGCUGCCAGAGCACACGGAACGUUAUGUCAGUGAGCGAAACCGCUACGACCAGGGCAGGGGCCGUGAUGGACGCAGAAUGGAUCACCAUCGCUCACGGUCACCGUCUCCCGCCCUGGCCGGCCUGCCACCACGCAGUCGCAUGGACAUGGAUAUGCAUCGCAUGGACUAUCCGCACUCACCCCGCUCACGAAACCAAGACGGCAGGAGCAAGUCAGACUUGAGGGGCUCUGAUGGACGACGCGGUGAUCCUUACAUCAGAGGGGAUCCAAGGGGGGACCCAAGGGGAGACCUAAGGGGUGAAUUAAGAGCGGAUCCAAGAGGGGAUCUCAGGGGUGAUUCUAGGAUCGACCCAAGAGACCCCAGAGAUAUCAGGGUGGAUGCCAGGGGAGACGCAAGAGGCGAUCCGAGAGGCGACCUCAGAGACCUGCGUCGAGACCCUCGGGGAGGAGAUUCACGGGGAGACCUCAGAGGCGACCCGAGGUGUGACUCUAGGGGCGACCUGCGUGGGGGUGACCCGUACCGCCGAGGAAUGGAUCUGCGGGGUGACCAGGGCAAGCAGGAUCUUCGCGGUAGUGACUACCAUGGUCGUGGCGACUACCACGGACGAGGCGACCUAAAGCCAGAUUAUCACGGUAGAGGCGACCCCUACUCCAGGGGUGGUGAAGGCCGAGUCCCGUUGGACCCCUACGGGCGCUCUUCCGACUAUCGUGAUGGCCGUGAUCUGCACCCGCGCAUGGACUUGCGGGGAAAAGACCUGCCCCCACCGCCGCGCAUGGACCGGGGCGACCUUCCGGGAUACGACCCACGUUCCGAGGACUACGGGCGCUUGGCCGAGGACUACUAUGCGCGCAUGGACCGCCGAGACUACUAUGCCGAUGGCUACGGGCCGCACCGCUCGGAGCUGCGAGACCGGGGGCCGCGAGACCUUCGUCGGCCGGAGCACGUGAGCCGCAUGGAUGUCCGAGGUGGAGGGGAGCCGCACCUGAAGGGUCGCCUGGAACCCGGCGGAAGGGGCGAGCACCGUCGCAAUGACUCGCGGGGCCGCGAUGAACGUGGGUACGGGUUGUCUCGCCUCGAGCCAUCCAGCUCUCGCAGCCGGGGAGACCCAAGAAGCAGCGACGACGGACCCAAGGCUGGUGGCCGCGGUGACCCGUACGAGCGCGGGGAACCGCCGUACAGGGGCGGCGGAGAUCCCGGCCACAGGGGCGACCCGAGGGGCUCGGAUUCCAGGGGGGAUCCCGGGAGGAGAGGUGGUGGAGAUUACAAGGGCCGCGGGGCCGCUCCUUCCAGGAUUGACGACUCUGGUCCAAGCCGUUACAGCAGAAGGGAAGCUGACCCACUCCUCGACUCCAGAGACUCGAGGCCGGGUUCAAACCGAGAGGGACGCGGGGGCGGACGGUCACGUUCCGUUUCGCCCAAUCGCGGUUAUGACAGAAGGAGGCCGCCAGCUAGGAGCACCAAGGAGGUGUCCAAGCGCGGCGAGGGAGAUGUCAAACCUGAAAUUGAUGAUGUCAGGGAAGGCGGAUCGGGGGGCAGCCGUGGUUCAUCUCCACGACGUGCCCGUGAGAAGGCUGCGGCAACCAAAACUAGCCGCAGUAGCAGCCAGGACGAAGCUGCCGAGAGACCUGACCAGUCACCUGAUACCGGCAUGCCUGAAGCGGCAGUUCCUAAGGUGGAGGUGGCAUCCCCCGUGAGCGAGGAGAGUGGCGGGGAGUCACCCACCAAGGCUGAGAUCUCUGACAGCAGCAAGCACAUGGUGCUCGUCGAGGAGUGCAAGUCUGAGGACGACAAUGAGGAGGGCCAGGAAGCAAAAGCUGGUGCAGGAGACACAUACAGCGACUGGAGUGAUGACGAUGAUGAUGACAUCCUCACCAGGGGUGAGCAGGCAGCAGACCUUGACAAAAAAGAUGUAUUAUCUGAUGCUCACAUGGACACUUCCAGUCGAGACAAGCCAGAAGAAGCUGGAGACCCUAAUCUAAUUGAGGUCGAUGCGGUGCCCAUCAGUCCUGAGGAGUCUCCACGUUCAGUUCAAGGAGAAGGUACCACUGCCCUGGAAGACGAGUUUGAUCCUAUCAGUGAUGAUGAACUAGAAGCCCUCAUCGAUGAGAACCAGGAGAAAGAACCAGCUCCCGAGCCCGAACCGGCCAUCUCAGACGUGCUGGACAUCGACUGGUCGAUCUUGGUGAAGGAGAGCAGCCGGCCCAAGGAUGGCACCGUGAGCGAGAAGCGUGGCUCUGCCCGCGAGCGCUAUUCGGGAGCCCGUGUGCUGGCACGCAUCGGCAUCUCACGAGACUUGGCUGGCGAAGAGCUUGCCCAGCAAGUGGUCGAAUUCUGCCAGAAGGAGCUGGCCAAUGAGAAGAAGGAACCAGAUGAGCAAGGUGGAGGAGAAGGAGCAGGGGCAGGGAACGAGGCAGCACAGAAGGAUGGAGAUUUCCAGCUGGAAAACCUGACGGCAGGCUUUCACGCGGCUGCUGUGGCGGCACGGAGGCAACAGAACCUGGCACUAGAGUCAUGCGGACGCUACUGCCGCGCCCUCUCAGCACGCCGGGACCUGAUGUUGCGCCGGGCACUCUGCAAGGUGUAUGAGCCAAGUUCCACAGAGCCAGCUGCGAAUGUGGAUUUGCAGUUGUACAGGCGCAGCCUGCAAUUGUACCAGUCUCGUACCCAGGUGCAGCUCGCAUGUUAAACCUGCCCCUCCCCUUCUUCUCAGGCGCUACAUCCGCGUUUCCACUUCGUAGGUGCGAAACAUCACAUACGCUAACAUUAGUUUCUUCAUCUGUCGCUUACCUCUGCCGAACAAUUGCUCCUUGUUUAGCUCUGUUUUUGCUUUUUCUGUGCCUUCACAAUACAAGUAUAGAUGACGGUUUGAGCUGUGGUGAAUAGGUUACAUUUUGUCAGUCAUCUUUAUUAAACUC